Cucumis sativus (cucumber) is the source of this 827-nucleotide messenger RNA. RefSeq names its product 17.8 kDa class I heat shock protein. Gene Ontology annotation, biological process: protein folding; protein complex oligomerization; response to heat. NCBI's taxonomy places the organism in Eukaryota, Viridiplantae, Streptophyta, Magnoliopsida, Cucurbitales, Cucurbitaceae. The coding region runs from base 98 to 577 and encodes 159 amino acids. The record is from RefSeq and is a predicted model, not a curated record. The transcript has a single exon.
CUCAAAUGCUCAAACCCAACGGUGUCAGCAUCGAGAAACAACCAAACAAAUUCCCCAAUUCUAUCCGUCACUUCUCGUAAUCCUAAUUCAAACAGCAAUGUCCAUCAUUCCAAGCUUUUUCUGUGGCCGCCGGAGCAACGUCUUCGACCCAUUUUCAUUGGACAUUUGGGAUCCAUUUGAAGGCUUCCCAUUUUCAGAUUCAUUUGCUAAUGCCCCCUCAUCUGCUCCCCAAACUUCUGCUUUUGCCAACACUCGCAUUGGUUGGAAAGAAACCCCACAAGCCCACAUCUUCAAGGCGGAUCUUCCGGGAAUCAAGAAGGAAGAGGUGAAAGUAGAAGUGGAAGAAGGCAGAGUUUUGCAAAUCAGUGGAGAGAGGAGCAAAGAGCAGGAGGAGAAGAAUGAUAAAUGGCAUAGGAUUGAACGAAGCAGUGGAAAGUUUAUGAGGAGAUUCAGGCUGCCGGAGAAUGCUAAAGUGGAGGAGGUGAAGGCUAACGUGGAGAAUGGAGUUCUGACUGUGACAGUGCCUAAAGUGGAAGAGAAGAAGCCUGAGAUCAGAUCAAUUGAUAUCUCUGGCUAAACGUUUAUCGUUCUUCCUUCUGUGUCUUCCCGGCCUGCUGGGAUGAGUUUGUAUGAAUAAUGAAUCCUCAAAGUUGGGCUUUUAAAUUUUUGCAUGUUCUGUAACUGUGAAGAGAUUGAAGAAAGUUGGUUCUAUGUAUGUGUAUGAUAUGCUAUCAAGGUCAAUAGAUAUAAUGGAGUUGUGAGUUUUUAUUUUUAAGAAAAUUGUAAAAUUCUUAAGCUUAAUUUCAUUAAUAAAUUAAAUUCAAAGA